This is a messenger RNA of Lepus europaeus (European hare), 4297 nucleotides long. It is a transcript of the gene PTGS2, whose product is annotated as prostaglandin-endoperoxide synthase 2. NCBI's taxonomy places the organism in Eukaryota, Metazoa, Chordata, Mammalia, Lagomorpha, Leporidae. The transcript is spliced from 10 exons. Gene Ontology annotation, biological process: response to oxidative stress; cyclooxygenase pathway. Gene Ontology annotation, cellular component: neuron projection; cytoplasm. The record is from RefSeq and is a predicted model, not a curated record. Gene Ontology annotation, molecular function: oxidoreductase activity, acting on single donors with incorporation of molecular oxygen, incorporation of two atoms of oxygen; prostaglandin-endoperoxide synthase activity; peroxidase activity. The coding region runs from base 18 to 1832 and encodes 604 amino acids.
CGCCCGAGCCCGCCGCGAUGCUCGCCCGCGCCCUGCUGCUCUGCGCCGCGCUGGCGCUCAGCCACGCAGCAAAUCCUUGCUGUUCCAACCCAUGUCAAAACCGAGGUGUGUGUAUGACCGUGGGAUUUGACCAGUACAAGUGCGACUGCACCCGGACCGGAUUCUACGGUGAAAACUGCUCCACGCCGGAAUUUCUGACCAGAAUCAAACUGCUCCUGAAACCCACGCCGGACACGGUGCACUACAUCCUCACUCACUUCAAGGGAGUCUGGAACAUCGUCAAUAACAUUCCUUUCCUGCGCAAUUCAAUCAUGAAAUACGUGCUGACAUCCAGAUCACAUAUGAUUGACAGUCCACCAACAUAUAAUGUGCACUACAACUACAAGAGCUGGGAAGCCUUCUCUAACCUCUCCUACUACACAAGAGCCCUUCCACCUGUGGCCGAUGACUGCCCAACGCCCAUGGGUGUGAAAGGGAAGAAAGAACUUCCUGACUCUAAAGAGGUGGUGGAGAAACUUCUCCUAAGAAGAAAGUUUAUCCCUGAUCCCCAGGGCACAAAUAUGAUGUUUGCAUUCUUCGCCCAGCACUUCACCCACCAGUUCUUCAAGACAGAUCUUAAGCGGGGACCAGCCUUCACCAAAGGACUGGGACAUGGGGUGGACUUAAAUCAUAUUUAUGGUGAAACUCUAGACAGACAGCAUAAACUGCGCCUCUUCAAGGAUGGAAAAAUGAAAUAUCAGGUAAUUGAUGGAGAGGUAUAUCCUCCAACAGUCAAGGAUACGCAGGUGGAGAUGAUCUACCCGCCUCACAUCCCUGAGCACCUGCAGUUUGCUGUGGGCCAGGAAGUGUUUGGUCUGGUGCCUGGUUUGAUGAUGUAUGCCACAAUCUGGCUCCGGGAACAUAACAGAGUGUGCGAUGUGCUCAAACAGGAGCAUCCAGAAUGGGAUGAUGAGCAGUUAUUCCAGACAAGCAGGCUAAUACUGAUAGGAGAGACUAUUAAGAUUGUGAUCGAAGACUAUGUACAGCAUUUGAGUGGCUAUCACUUCAAACUCAAGUUUGACCCAGAGCUGCUUUUCAACCAACAAUUUCAGUACCAAAACCGGAUUGCUGCUGAGUUUAACACACUCUAUCACUGGCAUCCCCUUCUGCCUGACACCUUUCAAAUUGAUGACCAGCAGUACAACUAUCAACAGUUUCUCUACAACAACUCUAUACUACUGGAACAUGGACUUACCCAGUUUGUUGAAUCAUUCACCAGGCAAAUUGCUGGCAGGGUUGCCGGCGGCAGGAACGUUCCACUUGCGGUGCAGAAAGUAGCAAAGGCCUCAAUUGACCAGAGCAGGCAGAUGAAAUACCAGUCUCUUAAUGAGUACCGCAAGCGCUUUUUGCUGAAGCCCUAUGAAUCGUUUGAGGAACUUACAGGGGAGAAGGAGAUGGCUGCCGAGCUGGAAGCGCUCUACGGCGACAUUGAUGCAGUGGAGCUGUAUCCCGCCCUUCUGGUGGAGAGACCGCGCCCGGAUGCCAUCUUUGGGGAGUCCAUGGUAGAAAUGGGCGCACCAUUCUCCUUGAAAGGACUGAUGGGUAAUCCUAUAUGUUCCCCUAACUACUGGAAGCCAAGCACGUUUGGUGGAGAAGUUGGUUUCAAAAUCGUUAACACUGCCUCGAUUCAGUCCCUCAUCUGCCAUAAUGUGAAGGGCUGUCCCUCCACGUCAUUCAAUGUCCCAGAUCCUCAGCUCACCAAAACGGUCACCAUCAACGCGAGCACCUCCCACUCCCGGCUAGAGGACAUCAAUCCCACAGUCCUGCUGAAAGGCCGUUCCACUGAACUGUAGAUGUCUAGUGAUUGUAUUUAUUUAUUUAUGAGCCAGUUCUUUUAACUUAUUUAAUAAUAUUUAUAGUAAACUCCUUAUGUUACCUAACAUCUUCUGUAACAGAAGGCAGUACUCUAGUUGCAGAGAAAGAGCUCAUACUUGUGAAAACUUUCAUGUCACUACUUUAAAGAUAUAUUUUCUUCUUCAAGUUUUCAUUCUUUUUUAUAAACCAAUGGUAAAUGAAUUUUGACAUCUUUUUACUUGAAUUUAAAUUUAUAUGAUGUUAGAAUAAGAACAAAGUCAAAGAUGUCUGAAUGCUUAAUGUCAUUGCAACAUGGAAAACACUGCAGGUUUCUGUACUGUCAGAUCUGUGUUUCUUCCGUGAUGCAUUAGAAGCAAAGAACAUCUUUGGAUUUUAAAGAACUACAGGGCAUUUUUCUCUUUCAUCAAAUAAAAAGAUUCAAGUCUGUUUUUAAAGGAAUGUUUAGCUCAGACAUUAUCAAUAAUUUCAUGUCUGCUUUUUUAAAGCAGCAUUGAAACAGUAAUUUGAAAUUUCUAAAUUCACUGGGUAGAAUCACUUUUAAAAAUUUAUUUUAUUUUCUGUACCAAUUAUAAACUUGUAUUCAUAUCAGUAGAAGAAACUUUCAUAGAUUUAAAUCUCUAAAGUCAGUGGAAAUUAUAUUACAAACUGCUGGUUAAAAGGUGCAGAAGAGACUUUGCAUUUCCACUAAGAGCAAAAGUCUAAUGUGACUGUUACAACUUCCUUUCAAAUAAAAAUGCCAAAUGUAUUAAGGUGGUGGAGCCACUGAGGUCCUAUCUUAAAAUAUUUUUUGUAGAGAGAUUCCACAAUUUGUUUUUGUGCCUAGUAACAAAACCUAUGAUAGCAAGAUUCUACAUUUACAAUCAGCAAUAAAAAUAGAAGAAAACCAAAGCAGUAUAAAUUUGGGUUUAAACUCUUUAAGGAGACUUUACUUUAGCCUUGUGUGUACUACGGGCCUGGUACUCAACAGACUUCACUCUGAGGGUCUUGAACUUCCAAGCUGGCCUCACUGACGGGCCGUUUUCUUAGAUUUUCUGUUGUACAGUGUGGCUUCGCAGUGGCCUCGGGAAAUGCCUCUUCAGAAUCCAUUAGGUAUUACUGAAUCCAUUCAGGCAUUGCUUUCUUCCAAAUCUUGAUCAGCCAGUUCAGUUGUGCAUCAGAACCAAGUCGGGCCACGCACAUGCUGCUCCUCUUGCUGUUUCUCUUACAGCCUUUUGUGCUAAGAGAAUCUCUCGUCUAACUCAUGUAUUUCUUCUGGUUUGUUUUCCUGGUUUGAAGAUGAGAGUUCUUUCUUUGAAUUCGACCAAUAUUUCUUACUUGAAAUUUUGCAGUUUUCAGGAAAACCUCAGCUCAGGACUACUAUUUAGUUCCUCCUAAGAGGAAUAAAAGAGAAAAUAUGGCGCUUUUAAAAAAAAAAAAACAACAACAACUGCACUUAUUUUAAGUGCAAAGCAGAGGAUUUUAUUUAUAGAGAAUUUUAACUAUCACCAAGGAGCCUACGGAGGCUGGUACUCAGAAGGAACUGAAGGGUUCCGGACAGGAGGAAAGUUAUAGUCCUGUUCAACAAGGGCUCCUUCUUGUCUGGAGACGAAACCAAACAGUUCUGUGUCGUUCUCAGCAAUAAUGAGAGCAGUACGCCGCAUCUCACUGUCAGCUGAACUUAAUGGUACUGUAUAUUACUUAAUUUAUUAAGGGUGAUUAUUUAUGCUUUAUUGAGACAUAAUUGUUACAAACUGUUUAAGCUUACAAUUGUUGAUUUUUUUCACUAUGUCAGAAUCAAUGUAUGUGUUUUGUGAUUACUUCUCUGAAUUGUUAUGUAAACAUCAGAAGAAAUGAUUGGAUUAAGGUUUGUGGAUGGAUUUUUUUGGAACCCAACUCUGGCAUACUGAGAUAUUUAAGAUCAGAGUUUACGUCUUUGUGAUUUACCUGUACACCCACCCCUGUCGGGACGCUGUCAUGUUAGUCUGCAAGUGACCUAAGACUGGGCAUUUAUCCAUUUUUGAAGGAGCUGCGGGUGGUUCAUUAAUUCAUUCAACUACAAUUUAAUAAGAAAAUAUUCUGUACAAAGUACUAUAGGUUAUAAUGUUUUAAAAUCAAGCACUGAUUACAAAUAACAUCAGUAUUUGUGUAAAUAACUGAAAAAUGUUUCUCUUAGGAAGAAGGCAGAAAUGAAGUGAAUUUCAUUAAACAGAAAUAACUCAGGAGAAUCUUUCAUUAAGAUUUUAUGUUUGAAAAGUUUUGCAUCUAAAAAACAAAUAGUCAAGAUUAGAAGGUCUUGUGUGAAAACUGUUGACUUCACUGAUUUGAGAUUAAACAGAGACCUUGAUUUGUCAUAGAUAUCAACCUGCUGACUGAACCUGGGGAUUCGGGCUUUGAUGUGAAUGUCUCAGUGCCUCAGACAAAUGUGUAUUUAAAUUAAUUUAUGUAAAGCAAGCCUUGAAACAAA